This is a messenger RNA of Saccharomyces mikatae IFO 1815, 1140 nucleotides long. It is a transcript of the gene YAP6, whose product is annotated as Yap6p. The coding region runs from base 1 to 1140 and encodes 379 amino acids. Gene Ontology annotation, biological process: regulation of DNA-templated transcription. Gene Ontology annotation, molecular function: DNA-binding transcription factor activity. The transcript has a single exon. Lineage: Eukaryota; Fungi; Ascomycota; Saccharomycetes; Saccharomycetales; Saccharomycetaceae. The record is from RefSeq and is a predicted model, not a curated record.
AUGCAAAACCCUCCGUCAAUCCGUCCUGAUAUGUACAAUCAGGGAAAUAGCUCAAUAAGUGCUUAUAAUACCUCUGAGAAAAAUACAAAUGAGCAUCCAUCUCCACAAAUUGCACAUCCCAGCACAUCUCAAAAAUUACCUUAUAGAAUAAACUCGACUACUAAUAAUGAAAUCGACACCUCUGUUAACAAUAACCCUAUCCCACCACCUUUGCCAAAUUUAUUGCAUUUAUCUGCUCCAUCUGAUUAUAGACCAAUGCAUCAAGGACCUAUGCAUCCAUCUUAUGUUGUUCCUCCGCAUCCAAAUGAAGGAAAACAAUCAACAUCUUUUAAUAGAUCGCAAAAUGCCCACGUAAGUAUGCAACCUUCUGUAGUAUUUCCCCCAAGAAGUUAUUCUGUAUCCUACCCACCUCAUCAAAUGAAUCCUCCUUUAACAAAUGGACUUCCGAACCAAAGUAUAUCGUUCAAUAGGGAGAAUACAGCAGAAGAACAACUUUCAAGCUUUCCAUCGCGCAAUUCUAGUGUUAUUGCUGCACCUCUUCCUUUUCAAAAUAGAGCCACUGGCGCCAAAAAUCCAGGUGAUAAUAAUACUACUUUAGCCGAAUCAGCCACAGAUAAAGAUGUUCAGCUCAUAGGUAGCUCAGGAAAAACUUUGAGAAAUACAAGGAGAGCUGCUCAAAAUAGAACUGCCCAGAAAGCGUUUAGGCAAAGAAAGGAAAAGUACAUAAAGAAUCUGGAACAAAAAUCUAAAAUAUUCGACGACUUACUAGCGGAGAACAACUACUUUAAAUCGUUAAAUGAUUCAUUAAGAAAUGACAACAAUAUUCUGAUAGCUCAACAUGAAGCUAUAAGAAACGCAAUUACUAUACUGAGAAGUGAGUACGAUGUUUUAUGUAAUGAAAAUCGUAUUCUGAAGAAUGAAAACAAUAUAGUAAAAAAUGAACAUAAUAUGGCAAGAAACGAAAAUGAAACUUUAAAAAUUGAAAAUAAACGCUUUCACGCCGAGUACAUACGAAUGAUUGAAGACAUUGAAAAUACCAGAAGAAAGGAACAAGAGCAGCGAAAUGAAAUAGAACAACUAAUAAAGAAGAUUAGGUCCUUAGAAGAAGCAGUGAGAAAUCAGUCAGAUACUACCACGUGA